Molecule: messenger RNA, 2863 nt
Organism: Ruditapes philippinarum (Manila clam)
Lineage: Eukaryota; Metazoa; Mollusca; Bivalvia; Venerida; Veneridae
Exons: 10
Coding region: 113-1516 (467 amino acids)
Source: RefSeq, a predicted model, not a curated record
CAAAUAAAUAUGUUUUUUAUUGUUUACACACGUUCCAAAUUUAAUUUCCUUACAGAAUUUAAGUGCAAUAGAGAAAGUACUCUGCCUAGAACCUUAUAGAAGUACAAAAAUAAUGUUUGUUAUAACUUUAUUUAAAGUAAUUCUACUUUAUCUGACUAUUUUCACAAAAAAUGGUGUGGAGUGUCAGCAAGUACAAUUAGAACUAUCAGCAAAGCAGGUCACUGAAAACGAAAGCCUUACUUUAACCUGCUCAUAUACUGGUACCCAAGCUGUUUUAGAAUCGACGUGGAUGUACUCAAAAGAACUUACUAAAACAUCAACAUUGAUGAACAUAAAUGAAACAUGUGAUGCUGUAGGAUUUCUGAAUGAUUCCAGUUUAUAUGGAUGGGAAUGUUCUACAUAUAAUGUAUAUGUUUUGACAUUGAAGAGAGUCGCGCGUGAUAUGCAUGGUUUGUAUUGGACAUGUCGCCAGGAUGGGACAGAAAGUGACAGACAGUACAUUCAUGUGAAUGUUCCGGUUGAGAUGGUGGAAAUGUAUAGCCCGACGGGGACAAUGAUAUCAGUUCCGGAAGCCGUUACCACAACGUUUCUAUGUAAAACUUCAUUUGCUCUACCGACGCCGCAAAUUGCCUGGUUUGCCGAUAAAGGUCAACAUGGAGGAAAUGACGAUAUGCCAUUGCUUGAUUCUUUAUUUGUUUCAACAAGAUUGAGUAGAGAAGGAUUUAUAUCUACAACUAGCAGGCUUACACUCAACAUGUCCGCACAGAUGUGUGGCUGGAAAAUAUACUGUGUGGCUAAUAACUCCAUAGGAUACAUACAUAAAUCAAAAGAAGUUUCUAUCAUUAUUAAUGAAAAUGACGAACCAUCUAUCCAACCACCAGUUAUCUCGAACUUUGAAAAUGGAAGCACUUACUACGUCAAGGAAAAUGCAACAAUAUCUUUAUCUUGUAACGUCACUGGAACAUUUCCACUUCCGGAUUUGACAUGUUUGAAGUGGACAUGUGAUAAUCAUACCUUGCAAACAUGUGUCUCUUACUGUACCAAGACACUGACUGUCACAUGGACGGUCUCUGUGAAACAAUCUGAAACGUGUGCCUGUCAGUCAUCUUAUCCAGAAUUUGGCGACAUAACAACAUAUAUACAUAUAAAAGCACUAAGUACAUCCACGCAUGAGCAUGAUGUGCAGAAUAAAGUCCCUGUUCUGAUCAUCGCAGUGGGAACAAUUUGUGUCACUUUGAUUGCGACAGCAGUAGGUCUAGUGUAUGCACUAACAAAGAGGCGAGCUAAAAGAAAUUGUCGUCAACAGUCAAUGAAAAUCCACGCGACAAACAAACAGCCUAAAAAGCAAGAUGUAGACGCUAUAAGUCAAAGCAUAGAGGAAGGAUCAUCAACAACAACAACAACAACAGAUGGUAUAAACAGCAUUGAUGGUCACCUACAAAAUGAAGAACGCUCGUAUCAAAGGCUAAAUUAUAUGCUAGGCAGUGACAACGCCUACAGUGAAUAUAGAAAAUAAACAACUAAAGGGAGGCUGUUUGGGAAAUGACAUAUCCGAGAAUCUACACAAAUAAUAGAGUUAAGAAAACAUGUGAAAUAUCUCGAAGAUUCGCAAUGAAAAUAAGAUUAAAAGACAAAUUAAGUGUACAUUAUACAACAAGAUUAUUCCGUUAACUGCUAUGUGUUGUCUAUACUUACCAAGUAGCAGACAAAAUGUUUCUUAAUUCAGCUGAACAUUAUACAUUUACAGCGACAUUUAGUAUCUUGUUAUUUAUCUCAAAAUCUUUACUAUAAUUCACGUAUUUCUUUCAUGUGAAAUUUAUAUGAUAUUGUAUAAAUUGAUUAUUGUUUUCUGAAUUCCGUUUUACUAUUUCAUGUUCCAAAAAUAGCAACAGUGAACAUCAAUAUCACCGUACACUAUUAUAUGACCGAGUGAACCGUGUACCGAAAUUUUGCUUCUCCUUUAACUUUUGAACCAAUAUAACUAAAUUACGAAACGGAGAUUUUUUGGCGGAAAUUGCACAAAUUGUUAUCUAGUUUGAUUUUCUUCAAAUAUUGUGGUUGCUCUGUAUACUGUUUAUUCCAAUCAAAUGAUAUAAACUUUUUAAUGUAAAGCUGGGACUUAAAAUUGUUUUAUUAACAUAUGUCUUUAUAUGUACUUUAUGUCUGUUUUGGAAAUCUCUGUUGCAGAGGAAAGUUUCCAUAUACUUACCAAAGCAUUAACAGAAAGUUUGAUUAUUGAAUUUUACAAGGAAUUUUUAUUUUGAUACUGCUUUUAAUAUAUAAAUCAUCAUUUUUUAAAAUUUAGUUUGAUGACAUAACAUAAAUUGUUCCCUUUGUAGAAAAAGUAUCCCUUAUGCGCCAAGAAAAUGUCCAUUCCUCCGGAAUAUAAUCUUUCAAAACAUUAAAAAAAAUGAAGUGUAAAACAAACUUUCAUUAUGAUACAUAUUCAAUAUAUCUGUAAUGAAUUCUAAUUUGUUAAAUAAUUGUAAUUUAUACAUUCAUUAUGCUUUGUAUGCAAAAAUAUCUCCAAAUAUUUUUCGAAUUAUACAAAUCUUCCACAGCUGCAAAAAGACCUCUCGCAUGCUUCUUUUUAAAGAAGCAAACUUGUACUACUUACCUUAAUUCAAUAAGUUAACUUGAUAGAAUGUUCAGUUUGGAACUUAUAUAUAACUUAUUAUUUAAUUAUUUUCAUUCUUUAUUCUGACGCUGUGGUAUGAUUCUUUUCAUUUCAAUCAUUUACUGGAAACAAUUCUUAUUUGCAAUGCUCAAGUGUUGUAUUUAAAACCAUGUAUGUUUUGAUUAACUUUUGUAAUAAUCAUGUAUUUAUGUUGUUAGGCUUUUUCUUCAUAUUAUAUUCAUUAAA